Messenger RNA from Pistacia vera, 1983 nucleotides. Its product is annotated as myb-related protein 2-like. The record is from RefSeq and is a predicted model, not a curated record. The coding region runs from base 403 to 1680 and encodes 425 amino acids. Gene Ontology annotation, molecular function: DNA binding; DNA-binding transcription factor activity. Lineage: Eukaryota; Viridiplantae; Streptophyta; Magnoliopsida; Sapindales; Anacardiaceae. The transcript has 8 exons.
UUGCCAGAAAGACGAAUACGAAUGCGAAUGCUCACACAAUAACACACACUUUGGUGGAUCAAUUCUUCUGGUACCUAAUGCAAGAAUGGAAAGUGGAGUUCCAGGGCAGGUCCCACUUUUCGCAAAGUAAAGGAAGGACAAUAUCUCUUUUCAAGUCGCUGUGAAUAUUGGAUUGGAUUGGAUCAAUUGUUCUGUCAUUUUUGUUCCAGAUUCUAUGCUCUUGCUGCCGACCUCUACCCUUCCAAUUUGUCUAUAAAUCCAUCUCCAUUCUACCUUUCACUGCAAGAAUUUCCCAAGUCAGCUACAAGAUCAGUAACACCAAGUUCAGAAAUUAGCAUACUCUAGUUUCACAUUCCAGGGAGCAAAAGAUUGGAUAUCAAGAGAAAUAAAUCUUUCAGACAGAUGAUGUACCAUCACCACCAACAUCAGGGAAAGAACAUCCACUCUUCUUCAAGAAUGUCUAUUCCUCCUGAAAGACACUUGUUCUUGCAAGGUGGGAACGGCCCUGGAGAUUCAGGACUUGUCCUGUCAACCGAUGCCAAGCCGAGACUGAAAUGGACACCAGAUCUUCAUGAAAGGUUCAUAGAAGCUGUCAAUCAACUUGGAGGAGCAGACAAGGCUACUCCGAAAACUGUUAUGAAACUUAUGGGAAUUCCAGGACUUACCAUAUACCAUCUAAAGAGUCAUCUGCAGAAGUACAGGCUCAGCAAGAAUCUUCAUGGACAAACAACUAAUGGAAACAAUAAAAUAGGUACAGUUGCUGGGGUGGCCGGAGAAAGAAUAUCUGAAACAAAUGGAACUCAUAUGAACAAUUUAAGCAUAGGACCCCAAUCAAACAAAAGCUUACACCUAAGCGAAACGAUACAGAUGCAAAUUGAAGUGCAGAGAAGACUACAUGAGCAGCUUGAGGUACAGCGACAUUUGCAGCUUCGUAUCGAGGCUCAAGGGAAAUAUUUACAGGCAGUGCUGGAGAAAGCCCAGGAGACUCUUGGAAGACAGAAUUUGGGAACAGCAGGACUCGAAGCUGCGAAAGUUCAACUCUCGGAACUGGUGUCAAAAGUAUCCACUCAAUGCCUGAAUUCUACAUUUUCAGACCUGAAAGAACUUCAGGGUUUCUGCCCUCAGCAAACACAAACAAACCAGCCCCCUGAUUGUUCAAUGGACAGCUGCCUAACUUCCUGUGAAGUAUCUCAAAAGGAACAAGAAAUACACAAUGGCGGCAUUGGAUUAAGACCUUAUCAUAGUAAUGUGACGUUAGAGCCAAAAGAGAUUGUGGAAGAGCCUAUGCUACAGCAAGCUGAACUCAAGUGGUGUGAAGAGCCAAAAGAGAACAAGUUUCUUGCUUCAAUAGGGAAGGACACAGAAAGGAGACUGUUUUCUUCAGAAAGAGGCCCCGGUGAUUUAUCAAUUAGCGUUGGACUGCAGGGAGAAAAGGCAAAUGGUGGCAGCAGCAGCAACUUCACUGAAGGAAGAUUUAAAGCAAGGAAUGAAGGUGACAACUUCCUAGACCAAGUUAACAAGAGAGCAGAAUCAAUUAAACUAGAGAAUGAAAAAAAUUUACAAGGGUAUAGAUCACUGCCAUACUUUUCGACAAAACUGGACCUGAAUACCAGAGAUCAUGAAAAUGAUGCUGCUUCAAGCUGCAAACAGCUGGACUUGAAUGGUUUCAGCUGGAGCUGAGAGAGUGUUCCGCAAAUGGAAGGAAGAAAAUGAGACAAGUUAAGAGGUUUUAAAUCUCCAUUUCCAUCAGGAAAGAAGGAAAAUCGGUUUGAAAACCGGCUGCUCUUUCCUUCAGGCCAGGUGGGUUGGCCAGAAAAAAAACAAUCAAUUCAAUCCUGAAUGAAAUAAGUUGGGCAACAAUGGUAGUUGUAAGUGAUCUACAACUAGCUAGUUGAAAUAGAUAUCUCCAACAUUAUGUAUUUUCUUAAAUCUCUGUAAGAAUUCAUGGAUCUCAAGCAUUCUGCUUUGAUCCAAGUAAAAAUC